Liolophura sinensis is the source of this 3140-nucleotide messenger RNA. RefSeq lists its product as uncharacterized. Lineage: Eukaryota; Metazoa; Mollusca; Polyplacophora; Chitonida; Chitonidae. Gene Ontology annotation, molecular function: nickel cation binding. The transcript is spliced from 7 exons. The record is from RefSeq and is a predicted model, not a curated record. The coding region runs from base 17 to 685 and encodes 222 amino acids.
CGGAGAUAAUGGGAGGAUGGAAAGCCUAAAGUUUCUUACAGUUUUGCAAGUCUCAGACAGUGCAUUCCCCACAGGUGGUUUCUCACACAGUGGAGGUUUGGAAGUUGCCUUGAAGUAUAACUAUGUUACUACAUCAGAAAAAUUGGAACAAUUCUUGGUGUGCUCACUUGAAAAUGCAGGAUCCUUCAGUUUGCCAUUUUUGACAGCUGCUUUCAAGAACUGCUUUGAUGUUGUCAAAGUGAGAAGUCUUGAUCACCUGAUAGAUGUGUCGACAACGAAUCAUGUGGCAAAACGUGCUUCAGUUAGACAGGGGAGAUCACUAUUGGAGAUGUGUCACAGAACAUUGGAUAGGAACAAUCUGUCCAGCCUGUGGGAAGGACUGAGUCAUUGUCACCAGCCUGUUGUAUUAGGUUCAGUGUGUGGGGUGAUUGGGCUGCCACUACAGGCUACUCAGACUAUGUUCAUGUUCGGCAUCCUGAGAACAGUGGUGGCCAGUGCAGUGCGCCUUGACAUAAUUGGACCAGUACAGGCUCAGCUGAUCCAGCAUAAGAUCCAGGCUCUGAUUCCAGCUAUAAUAGCCAGGAAUGAAGACAAGGAGCCUGAUGCUGCUGCUUUAGCUUUCCCUCAUGUUGAUGUUGUUCAAAACUGUCAAGACACACUGUACUCAAAACUGUUCUACUCAUGAUUCAAACCCUUACAGUUGCUCAUUUAAACAUCUACCAUGAGUACUUAGACCACGCAUAAGAACUCUUUACUGGAUCUCAAGCUACAGAACAUCACAGGAAGUCUUACAUUUUGCUUUCGUAAACAGCUUUAGAUUGUCUGAUUCAAGGUUUAUAACACUGUUUAUCUCGAAAUAUUGUACCGAGGAAUGUCCAAGCCAAAAAUUUGGAUAAAAAAAGCUUUGAAUAGUCUAAUCUGCUCAUACCUGUAAAUAAUUGGAGUUUUGGAGGCUUUAAUGCGAGUCAUAUAUGGUUAGAGUAUGUUUUGGUUUGGAAGAUACCCCGUGGAAAAUUCAUGUUAAAAUAGAAUGGAAUUGAAUGUCAAUUGGGUGGAAAAAAGCUGGUUGUAAGAUCUGCAAUUCGUUAAACAUUUUGCACAUAGUUGUAGAAAGAGGUUAUAUGAUGAAGUACUGCGUUUUGAUGGAAAUGUUAUGUUUCCAUUCACAUAAUGUUCAAUUCACUUGUCAUAAACAGCCAAAAAUACUUAAAAUGCUGAGACUGUUUGAUAUGUCAGAUUUCAGUGCUGCCAUAUACACCUGUCUGUGGAAACAAUGAAGCAGAGAAAAUCAAACAAGGUGGUAUUUUACAUCACACAUAUGUGCAAUACUCUCACUGAAUGUGAUCAAGUCAUUGUGUUAUACACAUUAUUCUGUACAUAUAGGUCUAAGAAUCUCAAAUCACAGAUGUAUUAUUAUCAUUUAAUACUACAUCUGUAUACAGUGGUAAAUAUGUGCAAGUUCAGGCUGGUUAACCAUGACACUUGUUGCUACAAAUGUACUCUAGCAAAUUCAGUUUGUUAUGAUUAUUAAAGUCAAUACACGAAAUACCUUCCGUACUUGAUCUAUUAUGUCAUGCAGAUUUGUUUUUGUUUUCUGUGGGAGUAACUUGGCCUUAUAUUAAUUCCAGUUCUACGUGUAUUGCCAUUUCUUGUACCAGGAAGAUUGUAAUGCAAGCUCAUCUGCCAUGUGUAAAGUGCUGUCUUGCUGCAUGCCAAAAACCAGUCACAGAAUGCUGACCCCAAACCGAUAAUCUUGCUUUCCCAUAAACAAUGACCAACAAGUUUAUGUUAUUGAUUAGAUUGGUGUUUUAACAAUAUACUCAAGAUUAGGUCUAGUUUGUAAGUGGAAGAAACCGGAGUGCCUAAAGUAAACCACUAACAUUCACCAAGUGCCUGACAAACCUCCUGACGUACAGCUGUAACUGAAACGAGAGCUGGAGUUGAACAUUUGACCUCAUUGGUCAAGGGCCUGAUGUGUCAUUGAGUAAACACUUUGAUAUCUGUCAAAUCAUUGAAACAAAUACAACUAACAACUUGAGUACAGCUUAUUUGUCAAGUACAUGUUUAAGUAUAUUCCAUUUUUGUAUGUGAUAUCCUUGACAUGCUUACAUAUAUUACACAAACCUUUUUGGCACUGUUUGACUUUUUUAUAGUACCCGUGGCCUAGCUUUACCCGAGGAUAAAUAUAGCAUGAUUCUCCAUUACCGUCAUACACGUGGAAUUGCCCGCGACAUGAAUCUUAAAUGCUGUGUCAAACAAUGAAAUGCAACUAAACAUAGGAUGCUGUAUGGUACUGAGGAUGUUUACACAACUAUAUUCCCCAUCUGCGUUGAUACCGGUAAGAAUGCAAUAACCGUACAGGCCUAUAUUUUGGGUACUGUUUUGACUCCAUUAAUAAUGCAAGCAGCAUUUGAAAUACAGGAACCUGUCACUGCCUGGACUCUGUACACCAUUUUUUUCCAAUGCUGUUGUAUUUGCCUGAUGAGCUUUCCGAAAAGCUUAGUUUCAGUCCACUGUUUAUUUGUCGAAAUUUCAGUAUUAACUUAACUCUUGUGUUAGAGGUUAGAAUAGGAUCACAUGAUGUAAACCAUCCAAUGAUAUUUUGUGUAUGGAUUCUCACUGUCUCCCAGGCAUUUCAGUCAUUUGAUUGGGAACUGGGUCACCAAACUGUUUUACCAGAGAAUCAAGCUAUACUUAUCAGCUGGCAAUCAAGUAAAGUAUGAUGACAUACAUAUAUACCACUGAUAUUAUGAGCAUAUUUUUUUCCAUUACUGGUUGUAAAAUACAGGAGAUUUUGACAUAAACAUAUUACUAAACAUGAAUGUGUGUAACAAAUUCUCUACUCAACUCACCUACAACAAUAUAAAUUAUUGCAAUUAGUUACCAGUGGUCUUGCCACCUGUCCUUCAUUCUCAUCAAUGAAGCCCAGGUACACGUAUAAGAUACAUUCCAUCCUAAUAUUCGAGGUUAUGCUCAAAGGCCACAUUACAAUACAGGACUGGCAUACAUAAAAAUUGCAUAAGACACAGAUCAAGCAAGUUUCAUAAUCAACUGCAUUGAAUAAAUGACUUGUCAUUCAAUACAAUUUAGAAUUACAAGAAAGGUUUUUCUUACUUAAAAUGCACUCACCACAUGUGCAC